Molecule: messenger RNA, 1274 nt
Organism: Loxodonta africana (African savanna elephant)
Lineage: Eukaryota; Metazoa; Chordata; Mammalia; Proboscidea; Elephantidae
Product: olfactory receptor 6C2-like
Exons: 1
Coding region: 336-1274 (312 amino acids)
Biological process (GO): G protein-coupled receptor signaling pathway
Cellular component (GO): membrane
Molecular function (GO): olfactory receptor activity; G protein-coupled receptor activity
Source: RefSeq, a predicted model, not a curated record
UUUUUUUUUAAUAGCUGUGCUAUGAGUUGUGUUUUUUUUUGUUUGUUUUAAUAGCUGUGCCACAAGGCAAUAAUAUUGAGAAAUAGUGUAUGAAACAAGGUAUGUGAUGAGUGACUUGUUUUUUGUUUUAGUUGCCAGCUUUAUAAAGAGUUUCUAAUCAGGGAAUUAUAAACCUAAGAUUCAUAUUUAAAUAUUUCCAGUAAACUUCCAUUAUCCAAAUGUAAAAUGCACUAGAAUAAUACUGCUUACAUCUUUCAUUCAGGUUCCACGCUAGCUUCCUUCUUACAGCCCUUCUCUCUUCAGAGCCAAUCGCUCUUGACCUGACACAGGUAGUGAUGAGAAAUCAUACCGCCAUAACAACAUUCAUCCUGCUGGGGUUGACAGAUGACCCAAUUCUACACAUUGUGCUUUUGAUAUUUUUAUUUCUCACCUACAUUUUGAGUGUAACUGGGAACCUGACAAUUAUCACCCUCACACUUUUAGAUUCUCACCUUAAGACUCCCAUGUAUUUUUUCCUCCGAAAUUUCUCUUUCUUGGAAGUGUUAUUCACCACUGUCUGUGUGCCCAGAUUUCUGUACACCCUGGCAACUGGAGAUAAAACGAUUACCUACAAUGCUUGUGCCACACAGAUGUUUUUUGUUGUCCUCUUUGGAGCCACCGAAUUUUUUCUCCUUGCUGCCAUGUCCUAUGAUCGCUAUGUGGCCAUCUGUAAGCCCCUGCAUUACACAAUCAUCAUGAACAGUAAGGUCUGCACUACCCUUGUUCUCUGCUCCUGGUUUGCUGGCCUGUUGAUCAUCCUCCUACCUUUUAGUAUGGGUCUCCAGCUGGAAUUCUGUGACUCAAAUCUCAUUGAUAGUUUUGGCUGUGAUACGUAUCCUGUUUUACAGAUAUCCUGCUCAGACACAAUGCUUAUAGAAGAAAUUGCCUUGGGUUUUGCCGUGGUAACACUAAUUAUUACCCUAAUUGGUGUGGUUCUUUCAUACACAUGCAUUGUCAAGACCAUUCUAAAAUUCCCUUCUGCCCAACAAAGAAAAAAGGCCUUUUCUACAUGUUCUUCUCACAUGAUUGUGGUUUCCAUGACCUAUGGCAGCUGCAUCUUCAUCUACAUCAAGCCUUCAGCAAAGGAAGGAGUGGCCCUUAAUAAGAUGGUGUCAAUGCUAGCCACUUCUGUUGCCCCUUUGCUUAACCCAUUCAUUUAUACACUUCGAAACAAACUAGUCAAAGAAGCCUUCAAAGACACUGUUAAAAAAAUUGCAUUUCUCACAAAGAAGUAA